This is a messenger RNA of Pistacia vera, 1793 nucleotides long. Its product is annotated as elongation factor 1-alpha. The record is from RefSeq and is a predicted model, not a curated record. Gene Ontology annotation, molecular function: GTP binding; translation elongation factor activity; GTPase activity. NCBI's taxonomy places the organism in Eukaryota, Viridiplantae, Streptophyta, Magnoliopsida, Sapindales, Anacardiaceae. Gene Ontology annotation, biological process: translation; translational elongation. The coding region runs from base 109 to 1452 and encodes 447 amino acids. The transcript is spliced from 3 exons.
UCUUCUAUAAAACCCCAGCAAACCCUCUUUGUCUCUUCACUCUCUGCUCAUUUUGCUGCGGCUAGGUUAAGCUACCAUUCCAUCUCUAGCCUUCAGAAGUAAUCUGCCAUGGGUAAGGAGAAGGUUCACAUCAACAUUGUGGUCAUUGGCCAUGUUGACUCCGGAAAGUCAACCACCACUGGUCACUUGAUCUACAAGCUUGGAGGUAUUGACAAGCGUGUGAUUGAGAGGUUCGAGAAGGAGGCUGCUGAAAUGAACAAGAGGUCAUUCAAGUAUGCCUGGGUGCUUGACAAACUCAAGGCCGAGCGUGAGCGUGGUAUCACCAUUGAUAUUGCCUUGUGGAAGUUUGAGACGACCAGGUACUACUGCACUGUCAUUGAUGCUCCCGGACAUCGUGACUUUAUCAAGAACAUGAUCACUGGUACCUCACAGGCUGACUGCGCAGUUCUUAUCAUCGACUCCACCACUGGUGGUUUCGAAGCUGGUAUUUCCAAGGACGGACAGACUCGUGAGCAUGCCUUGCUUGCUUUUACCCUUGGUGUCAAGCAGAUGAUUUGCUGUUGUAACAAGAUGGAUGCCACUACCCCCAAGUACUCCAAGGCCAGGUACGAUGAAAUCGUGAAGGAAGUCUCUUCCUACCUGAAGAAGGUCGGGUACAACCCUGACAAGAUCCCCUUUGUCCCCAUCUCUGGUUUUGAGGGUGAUAACAUGAUUGAGAGGUCUACCAACCUCGACUGGUACAAGGGUCCAACCCUCCUCGAGGCUCUUGAUCAAAUCAACGAGCCCAAGAGGCCCUCAGACAAGCCCCUGCGUCUUCCACUUCAGGAUGUGUACAAGAUUGGUGGUAUUGGAACUGUCCCAGUGGGUCGUGUGGAAACCGGUGUCCUCAAGCCUGGUAUGGUUGUUACAUUUGGCCCCACUGGACUGACCACUGAAGUUAAGUCCGUUGAGAUGCACCAUGAAGCUCUCCAGGAGGCUCUUCCUGGUGACAAUGUGGGUUUCAACGUUAAGAACGUUGCUGUGAAGGAUCUGAAGCGUGGUUUUGUUGCAUCUAACUCCAAGGAUGAUCCUGCCAAGGAGGCUGCUAACUUCACCUCUCAGGUCAUCAUCAUGAACCACCCUGGCCAGAUUGGUAACGGAUAUGCUCCAGUGCUCGACUGCCACACCUCCCACAUUGCUGUCAAGUUCUCUGAGAUCUUGACCAAGAUUGACAGACGAUCUGGUAAGGAGCUUGAGAAGGAGCCCAAGUUCUUGAAGAAUGGUGAUGCUGGUAUGAUUAAGAUGAUUCCCACCAAGCCUAUGGUUGUUGAGACUUUCUCAGAGUAUCCACCACUUGGUCGUUUUGCUGUUAGGGACAUGAGGCAGACUGUGGCUGUUGGUGUCAUCAAGAAUGUUGAGAAGAAGGACCCAUCAGGUGCUAAGGUCACCAAGUCUGCAGCCAAGAAGAAGUGAACUGGGUUGGCCCAUGUUACUCCUUCCGCAGAUAGAGUCAAUUUUAAUUAUAGAAAUUACAAAAACUUGGUUUUUUUUGGUACUUUCUUAAUUCGUUGUUUGGUUGGUUUUGUACUUUAUAGUGUGUUGCCUUCAAUUUUGAGUAGCCUCUGCCAGAAUUGGGUGCUUGACAGGCGGUGGCACAUCUACACUACAGAGUCUCCGUUUUUAUACUUUGUAUGUUAUUCUUGUAUUGUCAUGGAUUGAGGUGGUUUGGUUCACUGAAUCAGCUCAGAAGUUUUGUGUUUCUGCGGAAUUAAUAUCUUGUUCUUAUUUUCAAAUACUUCGACUAUUUAUGGUUU